Labeo rohita (rohu) is the source of this 7289-nucleotide messenger RNA. It is a transcript of the gene myo5b, whose product is annotated as myosin VB. Gene Ontology annotation, biological process: vesicle transport along actin filament; actin filament organization. Gene Ontology annotation, molecular function: microfilament motor activity; actin filament binding; ATP binding. The record is from RefSeq and is a predicted model, not a curated record. NCBI's taxonomy places the organism in Eukaryota, Metazoa, Chordata, Actinopteri, Cypriniformes, Cyprinidae. The transcript has 39 exons. The coding region runs from base 455 to 5887 and encodes 1810 amino acids. Gene Ontology annotation, cellular component: vesicle; actin cytoskeleton; cytoplasm.
GCCACUGCGGUCAUGUCAGUCAGCUUGAUAGAGUCCAUGGAGAAGGGAAGAAACGAGGGCAGCAACUUCACUCCUGCAUUUUAACAAUUAUAUAUUUUUCUCAUAUUCAUUAAGUACCUGUUAGUCAAUACCAGAACUUAGUUAUUAGUCGUGGUCAUCGAUAAUUUUAACUUGAUUUUUACGUGGAGGAGGAGAUGAAAGGGGCUUGUCCAACUCAACUUCAAUUAUGGGGACAGACACCUGCCGUGUUCAGGCGCGGCUAACGCGCUAACAUUAGCCAUCAGAGGGAGUUCAAAAGUACAAACCAGCACAACAAGACGAUAUGAAAUGGUGACAGGACAAGGAAAAGCUGGAUUAUAAAACUUGACGGGAAUAUAAUCGUAUUCAAACGGAGAUAUUUUAACCUUACGUGCUGAUGUAACUAGUUUAGGUGGGAGCUGCUGUAUCUGGGAUCAUGUCUGUGACUGAACUCUACUCUAAGUACACCCGGGUUUGGAUCCCUGACCCAGAUGAUGUCUGGAAGUCGGCUGAAAUCAUCAAGGAUUAUAAGGAGGGAGACAAAGUGCUUCAUCUCAAAUUAGAAGAUGAAUCGACGUUAGAAUAUUCAAUUGGUCCCAAAGACAAUCCACUUCCAUUUCUUCGGAAUCCUGAUAUUCUGGUAGGAGAGAAUGACCUCACGGCUCUCAGCUACCUUCAUGAGCCUGCUGUGCUCCACAACCUCAAGGUCCGCUUUCUUGAGUCCAAUCACAUUUACACCUACUGCGGGAUCGUUCUGGUGGCCAUCAACCCGUACGAACAGCUUCAGAUCUAUGGAGAAGAAGUUAUCAAUGCGUACAGCGGACAGAACAUGGGGGACAUGGACCCUCAUAUAUUUGCUGUUGCAGAGGAAGCAUACAAACAGAUGGCCAGAGAUGAGAAGAACCAGUCGAUAAUCGUGAGUGGUGAGUCUGGAGCCGGUAAAACAGUUUCGGCAAAGUAUGCCAUGCGCUUCUUCGCCACAGUGGGAGGUUCAGCGAAUGACACCAACGUCGAAGAGAAAGUACUGGCCUCCAGCCCCAUUAUGGAGGCCAUUGGAAAUGCAAAAACCACCCGCAAUGACAACAGCAGCCGCUUCGGGAAGUACAUCCAGAUAGGCUUCGACAGGAGAUAUCACAUCAUUGGUGCCAACAUGCGAACGUAUCUGCUUGAGAAGUCCAGAGUAGUAUUUCAGGCUGAGGAUGAGAGGAACUAUCACAUCUUCUACCAGCUCUGUGCUUCAUCCUCUCUGCCGGAGUUUAAAGAUCUUACCUUGACCAGCGCAGAGGAAUUUACCUACACGUCUCUCGGUGAGAACAUUUUUAUUGAAGGAGUGAAUGACGCUGAAGACCUUGUGAAGACAAGAGAGGCUCUUACAAUGCUUGGUGUGAAAGAGAUCCAUCAAAUGAGCAUCUUUAAGAUAAUGGCCUCUAUCUUGCACCUGGGGAACGUGGGGAUUGUGUCGGAGAGAGAUGGAGAAUCCUGCCAUAUCAGCAGGGACGACACUCAUUUGCAUCAUUUCUGUCGGCUGCUGGGUAUAGAGAAGGAUCAGAUGGAGCACUGGCUGUGCCGCAGGAAGCUGGUGACCACCUCCGAAACCUACGUGAAGAACAUGUCACACGCCCAGGCGGUCAACGCCCGAGACGCCCUGGCCAAACACAUUUACGCGCAUCUCUUUGACUGGAUCGUAGAGCACGUCAAUAAGGCCUUGCACACCUCCACCAAACAGCACUCCUUUAUCGGGGUGCUGGAUAUCUACGGAUUUGAAACGUUCGAGAUAAACAGCUUUGAGCAGUUCUGUAUUAACUACGCCAAUGAGAAACUACAGCAACAGUUCAACUCGCAUGUGUUUAAACUGGAGCAAGAAGAGUAUAUGAAGGAGCAGAUCCCCUGGACGCUUAUAGAUUUCUAUGAUAACCAGCCAUGCAUUGACCUCAUUGAAGCCAAACUUGGUAUUCUGGACCUCCUUGAUGAAGAGUGCAAGGUGCCUAAAGGAACGGAUCAAAACUGGGCGCAGAAGCUGUACAGCAAGCAUUCAAACAGCGGGCAUUUCGAAAAGCCCAGGAUGUCCAACACGUCUUUCGUUGUGGUUCACUUUGCAGACAAGGUUGAAUAUCAGUGUGACGGCUUCCUGGAGAAGAAUAGAGACACUGUUUAUGAGGAGCAGAUCAACAUCCUCAAGGCCAGUCAGUUCCAGUUGGUUGCAGAUCUCUUUCAUGAUGGCAAAGAUGCUGGUCCUGCCUCAGUCACCAGCAAGACCUCCAAGAUCAACGUCCGGGCUGCCAAACCAGUUCCAAAAGGCCAUAACCGUGAGCACAGGAAAAGUGUGGGCACCCAGUUCAGGAACUCUCUACACCUUCUGAUGGAAACGCUGAACGCUACCACCCCUCAUUAUGUGCGCUGCAUUAAACCCAAUGAUUUUAAAGAAUCAUUUGUGUUUGAUUCUAGAAGAGCUGUUCAGCAACUGCGAGCAUGUGGAGUUCUCGAGACCAUCCGCAUCAGUGCCGCCGGAUAUCCAUCCAGGUGGACCUAUCCAGAUUUCUUCAGCAGAUAUCGAGUGCUUAUGACAAAGAAGGACAUGACCAUUGGGGAUAAGAAGCAGGUUUGUAAGAACCUGCUGGAGACCUUGAUCAAGGACCCAGAUAAGUUCCAGUUUGGAAAGACGAAGAUUUUCUUCAGGGCAGGUCAGGUGGCCUAUCUGGAGAAGCUCAGAGCCGAUAAGUUCCGCUACGCCUGCAUUAAGAUCCAGAAGACCGUGCGAGGAUGGCUGCAGAGAAUUCGGUACCGCAAGAUCCGCAAGUCUGCUAUCACUCUCCAGAGAUACGGCCGGGGUUACUUGGCACGCAGAUACGCAGAGAUGCUUCGCCUGACCCGAGCAGCGCUUAUUUGUCAAAAGCAGUACCGGAUGGUACGAGUUCGACGGGAGUAUCUGAGGACCCGUCGGGCUGUUAUCACCAUUCAAGCAUUCACCCGGGGCAUGUUCAUACGCAGGUUAUAUCAGGAGUUCCUGCUCCAUCACAAAGCCAUGAUCAUACAAAAGACCGUCCGUGGUUGGCUUGUGAGAAAGCAGUAUCUCCGUGCCCGAUAUGCUGCCAUCGUCAUCCAGUGUUUCUACCGCCGCGUACGCGCCAAGCGCCAGCUCAAACAGCUCAAGAUAGAAGCCCGUUCGGCCGAACACUUUAAAAAACUCAAUGUCGGGAUGGAGAACAAGAUCGUGCAGCUCCAGAAGAAGAUGGAUAACAAGUCAAAAGAGUAUAAAACUCAGAAUGAGCAGCUGGCUGUUGCUAACACUGCUUUGGGAUCAGAGGUCAAUAAGCUCCAGAAAGAACUGGAGACUCUCCGCAGUCAGCAGACUGCGGGCACAUCACUGCAGGAAGAGCUAGAGAAGUUGAGGGCGGAGCUCCAGGAAGCCCACGCCAAGAGGAAACAGAUAGAGGAGGAGUUCGGCAACGAGAAACAAGGACUCGAACAGAGGGUGCAGGAGCUGGAGAAAGAGAACACACUGUUGAAGAAGGAGAAAGAAGAGAUGAACCGCAGGAUCCAGAGCUCCAAUCAGGGUCAGGGAGGCGACAUAUCUCAGAAAGAGGUCCGUCUGCAGGUUGAACUGGAUGAGGAGAGGCAGCGAUAUCAGAACCUGGUCAAAGAAUAUUCCAGACUGGAGCAGAGAUACGAAAAUCUGCAGGAGGACAUGUCCUCCAUGAAGUUCCAUCCCGGCCACCGGAGGAACCCCUCUAACCAGAGCAGUCUGGGCUCUGACUCCAACUACCCCUCUAUUAGUUUGUCAGAGGUGGGAGACACUGAUGACACCAUCCAGCAGGUGGAGGAAAUGGGCAUAGAGAAGGCUGCCAUGGACCUCAGUGUUUUCAUGAAGUUACAGAAACGCGUAAGAGAGCUAGAACAGGAAAGAAAGAGGCUGCAGACCAAUCUAGAGAAAGUUGAGGAGCUGAACAAACGCAAGGGAAAUGAGCCCAAGAGCUCCACGUCAGAGGAGGAUAUAAACGCAGACCUGGCCUACAACAGUCUGAAGCGGCAAGAGCUUGAAACUGAGAAUAAGAAGUUGAAGAAUGACCUGAACGAGUUGAGGAAAGCGGUGGCCGACAAGGCCUCCGAGAACAACUCGUCCAAUGAGCUUCAAGAGGGCUACAACCUGCUGCUGAAUCAGCUCAAAGCGGCCAAUGAGGAGCUGGAUGUGCGCAAGGAGGAGGUUCUCAUGCUCAAGACCCAAAUCGUGAACUCCACAAAGCAGUCAGAGAACCUAAACCACAUUGAUUCCAAUGAUGUGUCAGAAUGGACCAACAACAAGAAGCCUGUGGACUCGGAGGACACUGUUGACACGCCUGAUUUAAAGAAGCUGCUGGAGGCCCAGCUGCAAACGCAGUCUCGACAGCACAAGGAUGAGUUAGAGGCUCUCCACACACAAAUCGAACUGCUGAAGGACAGUUUGGAGAAGAAGCAGGAAGUGCUGGACCACUUCUCCACACUUUCUCCUGAAGCUCUGGUGGAGUUCAGCGUGCAGCAGGAGAUCACACGCCUCACCAACGAAAACCUAGAUCUAAAGGAACUUGUUGAGAAGUUGGAGAAGAAUGAGAAGAAGUUGAAGAAGCAGUUGAGGAUCUAUAUGAAGAAAGUGCAAGAGCUGGAAGUGUCUCAGGCUACUAGAAGCAGACCAGAGCUGACUCGUCAGGUCACUGUACAGAGGAAAGAAAAGGACUUUGAAGGCAUGCUGGAGUACUACAAAGAAGAUGAGGCCUUGCUGGUCAAGACUUUAAUUACAGACAUAAAGCCCAAUGCGGUGUCGGCCACUGUCCCCUGCCUCCCCGCCUACAUCCUCUUCAUGUGUAUCCGUCAUGCCGACUACAUCAAUGAUGACCAGAAAGUUCAUUCACUCCUUACUGCAACCAUCAAUGCCAUCAAAAAGGUCCUGAAGAGAAACAACGAUGACUUUGAGAUGACCUCCUUCUGGCUGGCAAAUGCUAGUCGACUUCUGCACUGUCUGAAGCAGUACAGCGGGGAUGAGGCAUUUAUGACACAGAACACUGGCAAGCAGAACGAGCACUGUCUGAAAAACUUUGACCUGGCCGAGUAUCGGCAGGUUCUGAGUGACCUUUCCAUCCAGAUCUAUCAGCAGCUCGUCAGAGUGGCGGAAGCCAUCAUGCAACCCAUGAUUGUUUCUGCCAUGCUUGAGAGCGAGAGCAUCCCCAGCCUGGCUGGAGUGAAGCCCAUGGGCUACAGGAACCGCUCUUCUAGUUUGGACUGUGAGAGUGGAGGUCCAGCGGGCUACACGCUGCAGGCCCUAAUCAGGCAGUUGGGACAGUUUUACACCACCAUGGCAGACCACGGCCUGGACCCUGAGAUCAGCCAGCAGGUGGUUCGCCAGCUCUUCUACUCCAUCAAUGCAGUGACCCUGAACAACCUGCUGCUGCGCAAAGAUGUCUGUUCUUGGAGUACCGGCAUGCAGCUCAGGUACAACAUCAGUCAGUUGGAGGAAUGGCUAAGAGGAAAGAAUCUGCACCAGAGUGGAGCCGCAGCCACCAUGGAACCUGUUAUUCAGGCCGCCCAGCUGCUGCAGGUCAAGAAGAAGACCUCCCAAGACGCAGAGGCAAUUUGCUCGCUCUGUACCGCCCUCAGCUUACAGCAGAUUGUGAAGAUCCUUAACUUGUACACACCACUCAAUGAGUUUGAGGAACGAGUCACUGUGUCUUUCAUAAGAGACAUACAGAAUCGUCUCCAAGAUCGAAUAGAGAACAACCAACUGCUGGCAGACACUAAAUACACCUUCCCUGUGCUAUUCCCUUACACUCCAUCAGCGCUCAGCCUGGAAACCGUACACAUCCCUGCCUCCCUCAGCCUGGACUUCCUCACACGGGUCUGACAUCUAAAUCUCAUCUCUGUCUCACUCUGAGAUCUACCGAGUCAGACCUGCGGCUUGCAGCGGGCCCGUCGCAGAUCUGCUAACCCGCAUACUAACAACACCAUCCGUGUGGGAUUUACAGUAUCGGCAUCUAACAAGACAGACAAUCUCCCCGACCGACUAACUGUGGUGUUGAGACGCGUUUUCAGUAACGGGAGAGAUGCAUCUAAACGAUGCAGGUGUAAAUAAGCCGUCUGCCUUUCCUUCUAUAACAUUCAACCAGUUUUCUCUGGGCUCCGGUUUAAUACAAGCAAGGCUAUUGUUAUAUGAAGUUUAAACACUAUAUUUGGAUUGGGAUGUGUUUGUCUUUGAUUAAUUCUUAUGAAUAAAUAAGUUUAAUCUAAAUUAAAGUAAGAGGGUUUUGGGCUACUGACAUGAAACACUAAUGCAAGAUGUAUGUGUCUGUACGAGAUGUAUGUAUCUGUAUUAGUACGCACUGAUUUCUUUGUGUUUGUAAUGGAAAAAAGUCUUUUAUUUCCCUUGCUUGUGCAGGAGCACAGUCUCAUCUGAAAAACACAGGCUCCCAUUGAAGCAACACCACCAUCUCAUUUUGUUUUCUAGGAGAACUUUUAAAACCGGCUGCCAAGAUUCAUUCCCACAACCUCUAGCAAAAACAAGCAGGAAAUAUCUGCAUUGCAGUGGCUGUUGCCAGUGACCAAUCUGGAUCGGACUCUCCAAACAGGGUCUUUUUAUGCUUUUUUUCUUCUUGUGUGUUGAAGAAACAGAUGUAGAGACUUGGGACCCUGAAUCACGGGGCCAGCGAAUGUGGCCAUUCGUGAAAGUGAUGAGAGGACGAGGACGAUGAGAGGAGAUUGAGCUGGGAUAUUUCAUAUUAGGUUGAAAUAAUUAUGUGAUUGUUUGUUGGUGGAAGCUAGAAUGUGCUCGAAGGCAUUUGCAAGUAUGAAGAAACGUGUCUUAAGAGGCAUAAUAUACACUGAGAUGAGUUUUAUGGUGUACAGAAACCUAAAGACAGACAUUGUCAAACAUACCAGGUUACUGUUUCAUGAAAGCAAUUAUCACGAUUUACUUUAUACUUUUGCACAGCUCUGUAAAUGAUUACGUGCAAUCAAAUAGCAAUAACUACGCACUGUUUACUUCAAAAGUACGAUUUUAUACAAUCUCUUAUGGUUUUCCCCUCAUUUUGUAUGUUGCCAACAGAAUGGACUGUUCUGCAAGAAAAGUGCAUCAUGUCAAUUCAGGAUAUUGUAUUUUGUUUCAAAAAAGUAAUUCAUCUUUUAGUUUUAGGUUUCAGAAUUCAUACAAAGCUGUCCAAUUCUCAUGUAUUGCACUCUCACUCUGUGGAUACAACUUUCUGGAUUGAAAUAGUCCUUUCAAUGCCAAUAAAAUAAAAACUGUAAAUUUU